UCACUAGAGUCAAAGCCAUUGGCCAGUGGCAAGGCAGACUGGCUGGCGACCAGGCGUCGUGGCGCUAACGCAGAGUGGCAGUGCGGCUGAGUCUCAGAGAGGGGUUUGGAAACUGCACUCUCGUCAAGCCUAGAGCCUCGCCAUUCCUCGACCCGCCAGGAGCUAUCUAGUUAGUAUCAUAAACGAGCCGACUGUGUCGCCAGUUGACCGCGUCCAAUCUUUACGUGGGCCACCGGUAAUGGACCCCCUGAGCAUCACGGCCUCGGUGGCUGGAAUCUUGUCAGCUGCGGCGCAGGUAGCCAAGAUUCUCGGCCAGGUCAAAGAUGCUCCCGAGACCAUCAAGUCAAUCGUGGUCGAGGUGAACCACAUCAAGAUCGUUGUGACGGCUCUGCAACGGUUCAUUGACAGGACGGUCCGUCUCGACCCCGAACGUGCUGCUCUCAUCCAGCUCGAAGAUGUCGUCACGAUCCUCACCCAGACCGUUCUGGUCUUCUCGGAGCUCGAGACGGUUGUCAGGGGCGCCUCCUCAUCGUCUCAAGAUGCGAUAUCACGGCUCCGCGAUCGUGUCACCUGGACAUGGCAACAGGGUGCGGCUCUGCGUCUCGUUGGCCAACUGCAGCAGCACAAGACCUCUCUGGGCCUUUUACUCCAGAUCAUUCAAUGCGAGUCCAACGUCGAGGCUUUCGAUAGCGCCGCGUCUCUCCAAGACCACAUCGAGCAGCAGCUAGAACGAGACUCGGAUCUAGCAUUUCGGCUGCAGCAGCUCGAUCUACCACCGGGCGCUAUCGAGCUUGACGAUCUGACCCCCUUAGGUCCAGGCAGUCCAGAUGGAGAUACAGCGGAGUCGGCCGAGGUUGAAGUCCAAGUUAGAGCUCUUGGAAAUGGCCAUCCUCCGGAACCUCCACCCAUACCGCCUAGCAGUAACGUCACGGCGGAUGCGGCAAGCAUGCCCCAAGCAAACUUUGACGACAUCUUGUCAGAAACCUGGGUGUAUAACCGAAACCGCGACAGGGAGACGGACGCGGCGAGCACCAUACUGACCACCAGGUCCCGGGCGUGGUCCAUCCUGUCCGGGCUCAGCCUGGCCCAGAUAUCCGUGAUUGCCGUCAUCAAGCUUCCACUGAACGACACGGAGCUUAAGAGAUUCUUGUCUCUUGCCUUCUCUUCUGCCAUGGACUCUUCCUCGACCAUAGCUGAGACUUCAGAAUCCCAAACCCAAGACCACCAAAGGCUCCGGAACACCAUGUCUAACGUGGAGAGGAGACUCAAGAAGGAACUCGCGGAUCUGGAGCGAAAUCCAAAUCUAAACUGGGCAGCUGGGCCCAUUGGCGAUAACAUGCUGGACUGGCAAGCAACUAUCAUGGCGCCAAACGAGUCCCUCUAUUCAGGCGGCUUCUUCUUCCUCAGCAUAGACUUCCCGAUCGCCUACCCCCUGACACAACCGCGGGUGAACUUCACGACGAGGAUCUACCACCCCAACAUAAACUCCAAAGGCGAAAUCAGGGGCGUCGAAAUGCUGGCAAAGCAGUGGUAUCCGAUGUUUACGAUUUCCAACGGUACGAAAGCCUAAAAACCUCUCCCUCUAGAAGGGGGCUUUUCUUCCUUGCCCUGCGAAGCUGAUAAAUAUUCAACCAUUCGCUUACGCCAUCAUCUAGUCCUUGUGGAAAUCACCAAGCU
Lasiosphaeria miniovina is the source of this 1677-nucleotide messenger RNA. RefSeq lists its product as uncharacterized. Gene Ontology annotation, cellular component: nucleus. The record is from RefSeq and is a predicted model, not a curated record. The transcript has 4 exons. NCBI's taxonomy places the organism in Eukaryota, Fungi, Ascomycota, Sordariomycetes, Sordariales, Lasiosphaeriaceae. Gene Ontology annotation, molecular function: ubiquitin conjugating enzyme activity. Gene Ontology annotation, biological process: protein polyubiquitination. The coding region runs from base 239 to 1570 and encodes 443 amino acids.